Messenger RNA from Saccostrea cuccullata (small rock oyster), 1642 nucleotides. Its product is annotated as NAD-dependent protein deacetylase Sirt6-like. Bases 1 to 1161 code for a protein of 386 amino acids. Gene Ontology annotation, cellular component: nucleus. Gene Ontology annotation, molecular function: NAD+ binding; transcription corepressor activity. NCBI's taxonomy places the organism in Eukaryota, Metazoa, Mollusca, Bivalvia, Ostreida, Ostreidae. Gene Ontology annotation, biological process: negative regulation of transcription by RNA polymerase II. The record is from RefSeq and is a predicted model, not a curated record. The transcript is spliced from 6 exons.
AUGGCCACUGGAACAGACGGUACUGUGAAAUGUCGUUUGAUUUAUUGUGAUAAAGGUCCCAUCGGAAAGGAGGACGGACACGCGGAUGUCAGGGCAUAUGCUGUUCCAAAAAGCAAAAGAUCAGGUUUCCUUGUUAAUUGGAAUGACGAAGGAUUUGCAACGUUCCACACAGAAUGUUGGUUUGCCUUGCGUGGGCUAUAUAAGGACAAGGAAUCACCUCUAACAAAGGACGAAAAAGAGAUGGUGAAAGAGGCUGCAAAGACAGUAGAAAUCCAUGACUCGUGCGCAAAAUUUGAACAGGAAGCAGACCACAUAGUCAGCCUGAUAAAAAAUGCAGACUAUUGCAUAGCGUUUACAGGAGCUGGUAUUUCCACCGCGGCAGGUAUCGGGGAUUUCCGAGGAAUUCAGGGCAAAUGGACAGAAAAAGACAAAGUCCAAGAGCAUGGAAGCAAGGGGAGAUCUAAGAGAGAAAUACAAGACGUUCAAAAGCUCCGUCCAACUUACACACACGAGGCUUUAUUCAAACUAAUAGAAAUGGGAAAUUUAAAGCAUGUGAUCAGUCAAAAUGUUGAUGGACUGCAUCGACUGUCUGGACUUGAAGAAAGUCAGAUAACAGAAUUGCAUGGCAAUAUGUUUGUCGAAAAAUGUGAAAAGUGCAAAAAACGGUAUGAAAGAAAUUUCAGAUGCAAUGGAAAAUCUACCAAAGUUCCCGUCAAUAUCUGCAAGCAAUGCCGAAUUAAUCAUCGGACUGGUCGUUCCUGUAGUGAAAAGAAGUGUACCGGAUACUUGAUGAACACCAUUAUAAACUUCGGGGAUUAUCUAGAGGUAAACGUGUUCAGAAGCGGCGUAGAACAAGCAUCGCGCGCUGAUCUGGUUUUGGCACUCGGGACGACACUUAAGGUGUUUCCAGCAAACGAGAUGGUGAAGAUGGGUAAACGCCCAACGCGUUUAAUCAUUUGCAACAGACAAGUGACUGAUUUUGAUGAAACUUGUUUGAAAGUGGAUGAUGAUGAAGUUCCAUACGGAUCAAGGGUCUUCGGAGACUGUGAUAAAUUAAUGCGAGAAGUAAUGAAACGUAUUCUUCCAGAAGAGGAGUUGUCAAAAUGGGAACAAGACAGAGAUGUCAGAAUGCUGACAUACGACACAAAACGAAAAUUGUAGAACAGGAAAAACAUUAAAUAUUCUUUGAUUCAUCUGUAUUAGAUACAAACUCAAACAGGAUGGAGAAAUUUAAAAAUUGCAUCUUAUCAGUUAAAUUUGACUCUACAUGUAUACUACAAUAAAAUGCGUAUGGUGAAUUCAAAUAAGACCAAAGAAAUUAUAUACAAAAGUAUGUGAUAAUAUUAAAGGAAAUUCAAUCAAAGAACAGACUACCUCCAGCGGAUUCAAUUUACUUAUACAUGUAUGUGCUAAAAAUAUGUAGACAGUUGUGUACAUAUAUCCGGGAGUUGUUCGAGUCAAAAUAAAUAAUGGUAAAAUACUACUACACUUUGAUGAUUGUAAAAUGAAUGUAAUUAAUAUAUAUUAUUUGCUGUUUUAUACAUUUAUUCAGUGAGCAGCCAUACUGCAGAAAAAAAGUCAUAAUACACAAACGCGUUCUUCCAUUAUUUGACAGAGUUUGUCCACUUAUAGCUAAUAAAUU